Molecule: messenger RNA, 2142 nt
Organism: Cyclopterus lumpus (lumpfish)
Lineage: Eukaryota; Metazoa; Chordata; Actinopteri; Perciformes; Cyclopteridae
Product: sodium- and chloride-dependent taurine transporter-like
Exons: 4
Coding region: 105-440 (111 amino acids)
Biological process (GO): taurine transmembrane transport; sodium ion transmembrane transport
Cellular component (GO): membrane
Molecular function (GO): taurine:sodium symporter activity
Source: RefSeq, a predicted model, not a curated record
CCCACCCUUUUUCUUUUCUCGUUCCAGGGUGGCAUGUAUGUGUUUCAACUCUUUGACUACUAUGCAGCCAGCGGUGUGUGCCUUUUGUGGGUUGCGUUCUUUGAAUGCAUCGCCGUAGCCUGGUUUAUGGAGUGGAUAAUUUCUACGACGCCGUGGAGGACAUGAUUGGCUACAGACCAAACUCCUGGAUGAAAUGGAGCUGGACCGUCGUCACUCCGGUCCUCUGCAUGGGCUGCUUUGUCUUCUCCCUAGUGAAGUACAAGCCCUUGACCUAUAACAAGGUGUACGAGUACCCGGACUGGGCCAUCGGCCUCGGCUGGUGUUUGGCCAUGUCCUCCAUGAUCUGCAUCCCCAUGGUGAUGGUCAUCAAGAUCUUACAGUCUGAGGGACCCCUGAUCGAGAGGAUAAAGCGGCGGCCGCCCCGGCGAAGUCGGGCGUGAGCUCUCGCCCGAAAGAGUACAACGUGAAGGCCAGCGAGCUGACGCAGCCCCUGAGCCCCAACGGGAAACAAUGGCUUGAUGAAGCCCACCCACACCAUUGUAGAAACAACGAUGUGAGCGCUCUCUGUGAGAGGAAUACGAUUGAUGUGCUUUCUGUGUUAUUAUCAUAUUUGCUAACAUCGAUAAUGGUAGGUUUACAUCAUCAAAUAUAUUCACGUUAGAGAUACUCUGGUUUGAUUUCUAUGAAGAGAGUUAUAUAUUAUUGUUGUAAUGUUGUUGUUUUUUUCUCUUGUAUUUUAUUUUGAAUUUUUUUUUUACUAUAUCGAUAUUGUUGAUGUUACAAUUGUUAUUGCUGUAGUUGGCACUGAUCUCAGUUAAAUAUUAUGAGAUAGAAAAUGUUCAAUGUUUACUACCAUUAUGUUGAUUCCGGAGAAGAGAUGAGGAAUUUGCUUCUUUUUUUUUUUCUUUUUUUUUUAUAAUAAGAAGAAAUUCUCAUUUCACCUUAAAUUCAGUAAACUAAACGAGCAAUUAACCGCGUAAAAAAGGUAGAAGACGUCUAAACUCCCUCGCGUGAUUGUGGCAGUCUCGUUGCCCAAAGCUAACUUCUAAUUUCUUGUUGUUGUUGUUGUUGUUGUUGUUGUUGUUGGUCACCCCUGCAGUGAAAAUGAUUGUACGUGAGCCACCCACGUUUAUGUUAAGUGGCAAUAUGCAGUGUAAAGAGUGAAUCUUUGCUUGACAUCCUUUUAAGUUACAAGUUGAACAAGGCCUUGGCCAAAUACUGUGAGAAAUGCAUCCAUCCAAAUGAGAUCCACCCUCCAAAAAACAGAGACUACAUAAUAAAAGAAGAAGAAAAGGAAGAGGAAGUCGGGAGAAAAGGGAAGUGGCAUUUUUAGAGUAUUUGUACACAGCCUGUGUGACUACUAUAGUCAGUCCCAGUGCAUUUAUUGAAACCUUUCUUUGCACUUUAUAUGUCGUUUCACCUUUUUAUUGUAGUAUUUGUUUUGAUUGUUGCAAGAUUAUGUGUGGAGUUGCAUUUGCAACGCAUUUCAGGAGGAAAUAUUUUUAGCUUCUAACUUUUGGAUAUUGUAAACUUUGAUAUACAGUAUCUAGUUGUCUACUUGCUAAGACAAUGACGGAAUAGAGUAGACAUCUGACAUCAAAUAUUUGUAGAAUAAUCUGUGAGAAGAUCACUUUAAAAGUAAACAUCCAUUGUGCUCAUUACGAUAGCAGAUGCACUCUGCUGUACUACCACUGGAUUCUAGUUUCUAAUGUUCGGUUUAGGCAUUUAUAUUGUAGAAUUUGAAUUGUUUGUAAAUCACAUAUGCCUUUUUGUAACAAUUUUAUACUGUACAUCAUAUGAACGUCAUCACCAUUUUAAGGAAAUUUGUUUUCUAAAUAUUAAUUACGCUGUGAGCAAGGAUUACAUUUUUCAGCGUGCAUUAUUCAUUGAAGCAAUGGCGUCCUCUGCUCGCUCAAAAUGCACCGUCAAAUUUAGAAUAUUAUUGUUCAAUAAUUCAACAACUUGCACAGUUAGAUACAAAAUCUGAAGCAUGUGUAGUAGCCACCACAGUACCGUGCUGCUUUGUCUGUUAAGAUCUUGGAGAUUCAAGUGUACCAAAGUAUUUUUGUCUCACAGUUGUCCCCUUUUGAGAUGCACAUUGCAUCAUUUCUAUAUAGAUUACAAUAAACAUUUUUUUCCUUG